Molecule: messenger RNA, 558 nt
Organism: Linderina pennispora
Lineage: Eukaryota; Fungi; Kickxellomycota; Kickxellomycetes; Kickxellales; Kickxellaceae
Product: TRAPP I complex
Exons: 1
Coding region: 1-558 (185 amino acids)
Biological process (GO): endoplasmic reticulum to Golgi vesicle-mediated transport
Cellular component (GO): TRAPPII protein complex; TRAPPIII protein complex; TRAPPI protein complex
Source: RefSeq, a predicted model, not a curated record
AUGCUUGAGCAGAAUGUUGUCAAGCAGCGGCGCGACAAAGUCAGCCUGAAUGCGUUUGCCCUCCUGUUCUCCGAAAUCAUCCAGUACUCGCAGAAUCGCGUGCUGGGUAUCCAGGACCUGGAGUCUAAGCUGGGCGAAGUCGGAUACCGUGUUGGCAUGCGUGUCUUUGAGCUGGCGAUGUGGCGGGAAAAGACUGUUCACCGCGAGACCCGCGUACUCAACACACUGGUAUUCAUCAACACAGUCGUCUGGCGGAUGCUGUUUGACAAGCAGGCAGACUCGCUGGAACGCAGCACCGAGAGUGAUGACGAGUACAUGAUCACCGACAAUGAGCCCAGCAUCCUAAAGUUCAUCUCGGUGCCAAAGGAGAUGUCGUCUUUCUCACCGGGUGCGUUCAUCUCGGGCGUUGUUGAGGCGAUCGUCGAGUGCUGCCAGUGCCCGGCCCGAGUCACAUCGCAUGUGGUGCCUGCCGACGGGAUGCCGCUUCGCACGGUCAUUCUACUAAAGUUCAACAAGGACGUCAUGGAGCGUGAGCAGCGACUGGAGGCUGGCAGAUAG